Messenger RNA from Spodoptera frugiperda (fall armyworm), 2917 nucleotides. RefSeq names its product tektin-3-like. Bases 555 to 1796 code for a protein of 413 amino acids. The record is from RefSeq and is a predicted model, not a curated record. Gene Ontology annotation, biological process: cilium assembly; cilium movement involved in cell motility. Gene Ontology annotation, cellular component: microtubule cytoskeleton; nucleus. The transcript has 2 exons. Lineage: Eukaryota; Metazoa; Arthropoda; Insecta; Lepidoptera; Noctuidae.
CUAACACAUCACAUCAACAGCCUAUUAGUGGCCACUGCUGACCAAAGGCCACUUCUCGCACGGAGAAGGUUUGAGCAUUAAUCACCAUGCUCAAUGCUUCUACGUGGAGGACUAAGGGGAGGCCUUUGUUCAACAGUGGAAAUCUUCCGGCUAAUGAUGAUGAUGGUUGUUCAAUGCGGAUUGUAUACUUUUUCCACUCUAAAAAUCUAACCCUAAACUUCGUAUUGUGCUGUCGCACUUGUGACCAAUCAACUAACAAGGCAUGUUUUGUCAAUAAACAAUCAAAAUGUAAGGAAUAUUAAGCACAAAUAAAUAGGUCAACUCCUUAGUAACUGUUCGUUACCAUAGCAACGGUAUAGUUUACUCAAUACCACUACUAAAGCAGUACACUCACACGUGUGCUACUAAAGUUUGAAGAAAGACAAUAAAAUAAAAUCUAAAAGAAAUAAUAACAUCUACAUUUGACGAAGAUUCAGAUACAUUGAACAAAAUUAUCAAGCAAAUACAACUUCACUUAUCAAACGCUUAAGAAGGAUCGAAGAAAAACCAAAAAAAUGACAACAGCAGAGAAAGGCGACUACCUCUCAUUUGGCGACAGAAACAACGGACUAUCAACGAUAAAAACAUGGCAUGAACACAACCAAAUGGUCUUAAAAGGCGACAUAAUACGCACCACUGACAAAAACACUGCGAUCACCAAAAACAGCAUCAUAAAAGUCAACCACACUUCAUGCGAAGAUUACAGCGACAGUACCGACCAGUUAAAACAUAGGGCAAGACACAUAAACUACUGGAAAGCCGAACUAGAAAGGGCUAUAAGAGACAUGGACGCGGAAAUCAACGUACUAGAAGCACAGAGGCAACAGCUAAAGAACGCAAUGGACACUUUGAGAAUACCAGAAUAUAUUAACGAAGAAUGUUUAGACUUGAGAAGAAUGCGAAUGCAAUCCGAUUUAAUAUACGACGAGCCACAAGAAGAUUUGUUUACUGAAUCCGCGUUGAUAGAAAACGUUAAGAAAUUGCAUAGAGAUUUGUUAAGGGAUGUUGAGUAUCAAUUGGAUAUGAAUGUGGCGUCCAAAAAUUGGCUGGAGAGGGACUGGAGUGAUAAGCAGUUGGCGUUUAAGUAUGAGAGUGAGAAUGCUUAUUUGGAGACUAAAGCUGUUAAUGUUAAAGAUUCUGCGGGCGCUACUCGGCUUUCUGAAGGCCAAUCAAACGUACCAUCAUGGGAACAAUUCACGAUAAACGCAUUAAACGAAUUCAAAAUAUCGAUCGACAAAUCUAAAGCUUUGCGAGCCAAAGUGGACGCCGUACUAAUAAACACAUCCAGGGAUCUUCGUUCACAAGACAUCAAAGUGAACAACUCGCUAAGCGAAAGGAUCGCUCGUACGGAACAAGUGAAGACGGAACUAGAAAACCAGUUAAAGUUGACCCUUGAAAAAAUAGUCGAGACAGAGAACAUUCUAGAGAUGUUACACGAAGAAAUGCUGAAGGUAUCGCAGAGAAUACAAGUGGCGCAGACAAGAUUGAACACUAAAAACUGUAGGCCUAACGUCGAGAAUUGCAGAGAAGGGUCUUUGGUAGCGUUGAUAGAAGAAGUCAGGGAUUUGAAUGAUAGUAUGAGUUUGUUGCAAAAGCGUUCGUUGGAGACUGAGAAACUGAGGGCGGAAUUAAUACACGAACGGUCUAUUUUAGAGAAUGAGAUCAUUGUUAAGAAGAAGACGUUACAUUUAGACAAUGAGAGGUGUUUGUUCUUGCGGUCGCAUUACCAGUCUGCUGAGAAAAUGUGUGGCUUCUAAUUAUUUUGCACUUAUAGAAGAUUUUGUAGUUACAUUAUAAGUAUAAUACAUCGCACUUUAAGGCAAAGUGAAUGCACAUUUGAAAAACUGUGGUGAAUUAAAUGGUACAUAUAGCCCAACUAGCAAAAUCAGUACUUAAAACGAUCUCAAGACUACUUUUAUUUUCACUUAUAAGAAACUUGUAGCAUUCUACAAAGCUGGAUUUGGGCGCAGUUAUAAGAUCAGUUAUUUCUAUAUCUAUCUUAUAAUCAACUUAUAAAAUGUUACUAAGCCCUAUAAUAUACUUGCCUAAGCACAAUAGCUUCUAUAAUGUUAUGAGACUACACAAUUACAAGUACAAACGCUCUUGUUAGUAUCUGACAUAAGUAUCUUACUAAAGCAAUCUUGUUUAUAUGGCACUAGUAAUGUACUUAGUUAUUAGUUCUAAGUAUAUUUUAAGAGGUUAUUUUUGUUGUUGCUUCGGGUCGUGGUGCCGGUUGUUCUGUAGUCAUUUAUUUUUAAUAAAAACGUAACUAUUAUUUUGUGUUAUUGUAAAAUAUAACUAAUAAUACAUUUAAAAUAUAGGGUGUGAACCCGUGGGAAAGUCAUAUUUACUGUAAAUGUGUACCAAAAUUUAGUUAAUUUCACAAUGCCCUCCGAAAAAUAGCACAUUAGUAUAUUAUUGUAAAUUAAUUAUUUCAACAAUGUCAUGAAUAUCCGCCAUGUUUUAAAAUUGCUCUUCGUUAAGUACUUUAUAGAAUCAUUAUAGGUAAAUUAGUAUUUGUAACAGUUUCUGUCCAGAUAACUCUCCUCCAUUUUAAAACAAAUUAGGGUUCCCUUGAAGUCUGCCUGUUAAUGAUCGAUUUUCCUUUUUUAGGAUUUAAUUAACAAGAUGGUCGUAUUUCUGAUACGACCAUCUCUGAUGUCGACUGUUUUUUGACAAAAUCUUCUUUGAUUUUACUUACAAAUAUAAGAUGGCCUUGGACAAAUACACAUUUUGUGUUAUCCGAAAGCUGCAAUGGGUGUGGAUUUCCAGUUUAUAUAAACAAUAUGUAUAGACCUACUCAUUUCGUUUGUAGUCAAGAAAACAUAAUAGUUUUAUUGCAUCAAAUCUUUUUUGGUUCCCGAUUUGCUCCCAGUAC